Molecule: messenger RNA, 402 nt
Organism: Rhea pennata
Lineage: Eukaryota; Metazoa; Chordata; Aves; Rheiformes; Rheidae
Product: histone H2B 7
Exons: 1
Coding region: 1-381 (126 amino acids)
Cellular component (GO): nucleosome
Molecular function (GO): DNA binding; structural constituent of chromatin; protein heterodimerization activity
Source: RefSeq, a predicted model, not a curated record
AUGCCUGAGCCAGCGAAAUCUGCUCCAGCGCCGAAGAAAGGCUCGAAGAAAGCCGUCACGAAGACACAGAAAAAGGGUGACAAGAAACGCAAGAGAACAAGGAAAGAAAGUUACUCGAUCUAUGUGUACAAAGUGCUGAAGCAAGUGCACCCGGACACCGGAAUAUCAUCUAAGGCCAUGAGCAUCAUGAAUUCCUUCGUCAACGACAUCUUCGAGCGCAUCGCCGGCGAGGCAUCGCGCCUGGCGCACUACAACAAGCGCUCAACCAUCACGUCGCGGGAGAUCCAGACGGCCGUGCGGCUGCUGCUGCCCGGCGAGCUGGCCAAGCACGCCGUGUCCGAGGGCACCAAGGCUGUCACCAAGUACACGAGCUCCAAGUAAAGGUUUUAAUCUACAACCCAA